AUGGCUUCCAUACCAACCCUCAAUACCUUGAGAACAGGCCGACGUGGACCCCGAUUGCGCGGGGGCAGAGGGGGGAGAUCAUUACCGGAUAGUCCCAGUAAUGACCUGAACGACAGCAUAGAAGCUGGACGCGAUCAUGUCGUCCAGCAAACCGACAACGAUGCCAGCAAUAGCAGACAAAGUGCAGUCGCCCUAGGCUACCUGAACGAUUCCUUUUCUUCAGCAUUCGGUACACCAGAGUUGCAAGCGUCGAGACGUUAUCCCAUCAUCAACCGAGGCACCUACGUCCGGACCAAAGCCAUUGACAAGCUGGUCAAGAACUUUUUGGACUCACGGCCCAACGAAAAGAAACAGAUCAUCUCCUUGGGUGCUGGGUCGGACACGAGGUUCUUCCGCUUAGCCAGCGAGGAGACCAUAUCGGCCAAGAUCGUCUAUCAUGAACUGGACUUCGAAGCAAAUGUCGCACGUAAACGGGCCUGUAUUCGCCAGUCGCCACAACUCGAAGCUGUGAUCAGUCAAGCCCGAAGCUCGGGAUCAGAGUAUCAUCUCCAUGCCCUUGAUCUCCGUAACCUGACGAACAAGUCUCCCCCAAUAAUUCCUGGUCUUGACUCCGACCUCCCGACUCUGCUGCUAAGCGAGUGCUGUCUUUGCUAUCUACCACCCGACACAGCGACCAGUGUCCUGCAGUACUUCACCAUGAACCUGAAGAGCUCCCUAGCUCUCGCUUUAUACGAGCCUAUUCGGCCGUACGAUGCUUUCGGUAGAACCAUGGUGACUAACUUGGCCUCCCGCGGCAUCCAUCUGCAAACACUAAAGCAGUAUUCUUCGCUUGAGGCGCAACGACAGCGUCUGAAACUAGCCGGAUUCGACACAGGUCAAGGCGCCAGAGAUGUGUAUCAACUGUACCGCAACGAGGACUGGGUCAGUGCCAAGGAAAGAGAAAGGGUGGAAGCACUCGAGUGGUUAGAUGAGAUAGAGGAAUGGAAGCUUUUGGCCAGCCAUUACUGCAUUGCAUGGAGCUGGCGUGGCGAAGCCUUCACGGAGGCAUGGGCCAAGGUCGAAGGCAGCAGGACGCCCGCUGAAGGAGACGAAGGUGGAUGA
Molecule: messenger RNA, 1101 nt
Organism: Recurvomyces mirabilis
Lineage: Eukaryota; Fungi; Ascomycota; Dothideomycetes; Mycosphaerellales; Teratosphaeriaceae
Gene: PPM1
Product: carboxy methyl transferase for protein phosphatase 2A
Exons: 1
Coding region: 1-1101 (366 amino acids)
Biological process (GO): C-terminal protein methylation
Molecular function (GO): protein C-terminal leucine carboxyl O-methyltransferase activity
Source: RefSeq, a predicted model, not a curated record